Molecule: messenger RNA, 1455 nt
Organism: Trichoderma gamsii
Lineage: Eukaryota; Fungi; Ascomycota; Sordariomycetes; Hypocreales; Hypocreaceae
Product: dimethylaniline monooxygenase
Exons: 3
Coding region: 1-1455 (484 amino acids)
Molecular function (GO): flavin adenine dinucleotide binding; N,N-dimethylaniline monooxygenase activity; NADP binding
Source: RefSeq, a predicted model, not a curated record
AUGGGCAGUGUUCCUGUACGGCGAGUAGCCGUCAUUGGCGCCGGACCAGCGGGAGCUAUUGCCAUUGAUGCUCUUGCUCAAGAAAGGGCCUUUGACGUUAUUCGCGUUUUUGAGCGUCGAGAAAGAGCGGGAGGAUGCUGGAUAGAUGAUCCGUCGCAUCCUCCUACGCUGUCCAAUUUUGAAUCGCUGGCAGCGCGUACAGCCGAUGCGCCGCUCUCCAUACCGAAGACGCUCCCGGCCCAGACACAGCCAUCUGACCAACCACGCUUCUCUGAAUCGUCUGUUUAUCCCUACCUAGAGACGAAUAUCGAUUCCUUGCCUAUGGAAUUCAGCCAAGAGCCAAUUCCAGUUGAACGAAGCGAGCUUUCAAUAGCCAAUCACGGACCAGAUACCCCAUUUCGCAAGUGGGACGUUAUACAAAGAUACGUCCAAAGUCUUGUCGAUAGAAAAGGCUAUAGCGACUUUGUUUCUUACGAAACAACCGUUGAAAAAGUAGAAAAGGUUGGCACAGAAUGGAAAGUCGUAUUGCGAAAAAAUGGGAAGCACCACGAUUACUGGUGGGUUGAGUGGUUUGAUGCCGUCGUCGUCGCCAGUGGGCACUUCUGGGUGCCAUAUAUUCCUUCAAUAGACGGAUUAGAAGCAUUUGAGAAAGCAAGGCCCGGCAGUAUAAUCCACAGCAAACAUUUCCGAGGCCGCAAGCAGUUUGUAGGCAAACGCAUUGUCGUGGUUGGAGCAUCUGUCUCUGGAGCUGACAUUGCCUUUGAUCUUGCCAACGUCGCACAAGCUCCCGUCCAUGCCAUCACCAUUGGACACACGAUCAACGGAUAUUUUGGAGGCGAAGCUUUUAAGCAUCCGAAAAUAACAAACCAUCCUUCAAUUGCCAAGGUUGAGGGGAGAACUGUUCAUCUGAUAGAUGGAAACUCUAUUCCCGAUGUUGACUAUAUAAUCUUUAGCACAGGCUACAGCUGGUCUUUGCCCUUUCUCCCCGAUGUCCCUAUACGAAAUAAUCGUGUUCCAGAUCUCUAUCAGCACGUCGUCUGGCAAAAGGACCCGACAUUGCUGUUUGUUGGCGCUGUGGCUGCUGGGCUGACGUUCAAAGUUUUCGAAUGGCAAGCUGUUUUGGCAGCACGCAUUCUUGCCGGUCGAGCUGUGCUCCCACCUGUUGAAGAGAUGCGCAAGUGGGAAGUCGAGAGAAUCAAGGCGCGCGGAGACGGUGUGAAAUUUACGUUGAUAUUUCCGGAUUUCGAAGACUACUUUGAAACACUUAGACAACUAGCCGGAGAAGGAGAAGAAGGGAAGGGGCGCAAGCUCCCGCGGUUUCGAAGAGAGUGGGUAAGAGCCUUUCUGGAUGGCCAUGAGCGUCGCAAAGUCAUGUGGCGACGACUCAAUGAGAAAGCUCAAAUUGAAUUGAACGCGGCCCAAGAUGGUAAACUUGAGAUUAGAGCACGGCUGUAA